This is a messenger RNA of Akanthomyces muscarius, 1902 nucleotides long. RefSeq lists its product as uncharacterized. The transcript has 2 exons. The coding region runs from base 1 to 1902 and encodes 633 amino acids. Gene Ontology annotation, molecular function: ATP binding; glutamate-tRNA ligase activity. NCBI's taxonomy places the organism in Eukaryota, Fungi, Ascomycota, Sordariomycetes, Hypocreales, Cordycipitaceae. Gene Ontology annotation, cellular component: methionyl glutamyl tRNA synthetase complex; cytosol; cytoplasm. Gene Ontology annotation, biological process: translation; glutamyl-tRNA aminoacylation. The record is from RefSeq and is a predicted model, not a curated record.
AUGGACCACGCAAAAGUCCUCCGCUUCCAAUUGGGACUGGUCUCACCUGAUUUCAGGUCGUUGGAGCCUGUUCUCCUUGAGUUUGACCGCUACCUCACGCUGCGCACGUUGGUCGACGGCUACCAACUGGCCGAGGCUGACAAGUCCCUGUGGACCAUCCUCUGGUCCAACAAAGUCGCCCGCGGCCUUGUUCGAAAGUCGGCAUUCCCAAAUAUCACGCGAUGGUUUUCCUACUUGGAGGCUACUUUUCCACAGAUUCAGCAGGAGAAACAAAAUUUGGCCAAGCACGCCAAUGUAUCCACAGCUAAGACCCAGCCCCGUUACAACAUGAAGUUACCGGAUAUGGAUGAUGGAGUCGUUACUAGAUUUCCUCCCGAGCCUUCUGGCUACUUGCAUAUUGGACAUGCUAAAGCGGCCUUUCUAAAUGAUUACUUUGCACACGACGCAACUUCGGGGUCUCUGAUAUUGCGAUUUGAUGAUACGAACCCACGAAAGGAAAAGAAGGAAUUCGAGGAGUCCAUCAUCCAUGACCUCGGUCUUCUCGGGAUCUCUCCACAAAAGGUCACCUACACCAGCGACUACUUUGCGAGGCUCUAUGAGCUCUGCCAAAAGCUGAUAUCGUCUGGUAAGGCAUACGCUGAAGAUACCGAUCCCAGGAUUCAAGCUCUAGAUCGACGUGAUCGCCUACCCAGCAAAUGCAGAGAUCGGCCGGCUAGUGAGAGUCUUGCCAUCUUCGCCGAGAUGCGGGAUGGAACGGCACUUGGCAAAAAGCACUGCAUCCGCGCUCGCAUCACAUACGACAGCAGCAACGGCGCCCUUCGCGACCCCAUCAUAUAUCGCUUCCCCAACUGGGGGACUGGGGAGACGCCGCAGCCCCAUCAUCGGACAGGCUGGGCGUGGCAAAUCUAUCCCACCUACGACUUUGCCUGCCCCCUGGUGGAUUCCAUCGAAGGUGUCACGCACGCGCUGCGAACAACCGAGUACUCUGAUCGUAACGAUCAGUACUGCUGGUUCCUCGAGGCGUUGGGCCUACGACGCGUUCAUCUCUGGGAUUUCGCCAGAAUUGGCUUCAUCCGAACAUUUCUCUCUAAGAGAAAGCUGCUCCAGGUCGUCGAGACUGGCAGGGUCGACGGCUGGGACGACCCACGUAUGCCGACCGUUCGAGGCAUCCUCCGCCGCGGCCUGACGGUCGACGCACUGCGACAGUUUAUGUUAGAGCAAGGCCCGAGCCGGAACCUCGUAUUUAUGGACUGGACCAUUUUGUGGUCCGUGAAUAAGAAAAUCAUUGACCCCGUCGCACCUCGGCAUACAGCUGUCAUGUCGAAAAACGCAGCACUGGUCACCAUAACGGGCGGUCCCGACACGUCACAAAAGGAGUUGCGCCCAAAACAUCCCAAGAACCCGGCCAUCGGGAUGAAGACUUUGACAUUCGCGUCCGAGAUCUACAUCGAUCAGUGUGAUGCCACACGUAUUCACAAGGACGAGGAGAUCACUCUUAUGGGGUGGGGAAAUGCGCUUAUACGGGCCAUUACCAUAUCUAAUGAUGGCACCAUCACUGCUCUGCAAUGCCAGCUUCACCUAGACGGCGACGUCUCAAAGACAGACAAGAAGAUUCACUGGCUUGCCGCGCAGGACAGCGACCUCGGUCAGGCGGAGCUGUGGGAGUUUGACCACCUCUUGCUCAAAGACAAGCUCGAGAAGACGGACCAGCUAGACACGUUUCUUAACCCAGUCACGUCUAAGAUGGAGCAGGCCAUGGUCGACGCCGACUGCGCAGAGCUUGCCGAGGGAGCCAUCAUUCAGCUAGAGAGGAAGGGAUACUUUCGCGUCGAUAAAGCAACAGGCCAGGGCCCCGAGGGUAAAAUGGUUAUGUUUAAGAUCCCGACAGGCGGAAAAUCGUAG